This is a messenger RNA of Lucilia sericata (common green bottle fly), 869 nucleotides long. RefSeq lists its product as uncharacterized. The annotation marks the transcript as partial. The record is from RefSeq and is a predicted model, not a curated record. Gene Ontology annotation, cellular component: membrane. Lineage: Eukaryota; Metazoa; Arthropoda; Insecta; Diptera; Calliphoridae. Gene Ontology annotation, biological process: sodium ion transport. Gene Ontology annotation, molecular function: sodium channel activity. The transcript is spliced from 7 exons.
CCUCUACCUCAAUACCAGGCUAUAGAUUCACCAAUUGUUAUGCCAAUAGAUUGCAACAACUAUUUUGGCAUGUGAUCAUAAGUUUUUCUUUUAUGGUUGUAGUGGUAAUCUCUCUAAGAUUUUGGAAUCAAUUUGAAAAUCAAUCCACUUUACCAGUUUAUGAAAUGUUAGCGCAAGGCACCAAACUUCCCUAUCCAUCGGUAUAUGUCUGCUUGGGUUAUCCUUUGAAUCCUAUAAGAUUGGCAAAUUUAAAAUCCAACUUAACCAUGUCCUACAAAGAUAUCGAUAAGAACUUACAAAACAUGUUACGUUUUCAACGUUCUACCAAAAAUGUCAAAUACAAUCUGACAGAAUUAUUUCUUUAUAAUGUUGAUAUAACGAAUCUGCGAAAACAUUUCAUAAAGUUUUAUUAUCAAAUCAAUGAAUUGUUGAAAGAUUGUUAUGUCCAAGGACUACGUUUUGAUUGCGCCGAUAUUUUUAUUCCACUUGAACUGGCGCCGGGAUUUUGUUUUGUUUUUAAUAGUAUUUAUACUCAGAAGAAUUUUCACGAAAAUCCCCUUAAAGUUCCUUAUAAAGAAUUUUCAGAAUUCGAUGACGACUGGACUAUACGUUUCAAAAUUUUAUAUGGAAAUGAAACGGCACUUUUGAUGUAUCUUAAAGAUCCACGUAAUUUACUCUCCCUAACUGAUUAUCCCAACUAUGUAUGGCGUCCUCGAAAACAAAUUUCCGAAUAUGGUUACACUAUUGUCAAUCAAUACUCUGAAGAAAAAAAUAGAAAAUUAAACUUGGGACGUCAUGUAUGCAAGGAAUGUUUGAGCAAUUGUAAUCGUACGACUUAUGUUUCUAAGCCGGAAAUACAAGAACCGUAA